Molecule: messenger RNA, 4762 nt
Organism: Macaca mulatta (Rhesus monkey)
Lineage: Eukaryota; Metazoa; Chordata; Mammalia; Primates; Cercopithecidae
Gene: ZNF175
Product: zinc finger protein 175
Biological process (GO): regulation of transcription by RNA polymerase II; embryo development
Cellular component (GO): nucleus
Molecular function (GO): RNA polymerase II cis-regulatory region sequence-specific DNA binding; DNA-binding transcription activator activity, RNA polymerase II-specific
Source: RefSeq, a predicted model, not a curated record
GGAAUGUAACCCAAACCGGAAGUGGCCUAGAGCGGCCAUUUCGCUUCUGUUGUUAAGUGGCUCUAAGCCUGUGCGGCUUACGGGAUGCUGAAGUGAUUGGGAAUAUUAGCAGUGGGGGUUCUGUAGGGUCAGGGAGGGGAAGCCAGCUUUGGGUGAGUGAUGAGGGGCUUGUUGCGAGGGGGCGGUGCGUGAUAAAGGGAUUUCUCGGCUGAAGACCGGGCUGUGAGAAUCCCCGGGUCAGGCCACCUCAUUGAGGCUGCAGGAUCUCUCUUCAUAGCCCAGCACGCCUCUCCACAGUGUCCCUGGUUGGAGAAUCCAAACACCUAUCCAGCUUCUGGCUCCUGGGAAAAGUGGAGUUGUCAGCAAGAGAGACCGAGAGUAGAAGUCCAGAGCAGAGAUGCCUGCUGACGUGAAUUUAUCCCAGAAGCCUCAGGUCCUGGGUCCAGAGGAGCAGGAUGGAUCUUGCGAGGCAUCACUGUCGUUUGAGGACGUGACCGUGGACUUCAGCAGGGAGGAGUGGCAGCAACUGGACCCUGCCCAGAGACGCCUGUACCAGGAUGUGACGUUGGAGCUCUAUAGCCACCUCUUCUCAGUGGGGUAUCACAUUCCCAACCCAGACGUCAUCUUCAGAAUGCUAAAAGAAAAGGAGCCAUGUGUGGAGGAGGCUGAACUCUCACAUCAGAGGUGUCAAGAAGGGGAGUUUGGGCUUGAAAUCCCACAAAAGGAGAUUUCUAAGAAAGCUUCAUUUCAAAAGGAUAUGGUAGGUGAGUUCACAAGAGAUGGUUCAUGGUGUUCCAUUUUAGAAGAACUGAGGCUGGAUACAGACCGUACAAAGAAAGAUAAGCAAAAUCAAAUUCAGCCCAUGAGUCACAGUGCUUUCUUCAACAAGAAAACAUUGAACACAGAAAGCAAUUGUGAAUAUAAGGACCCUGGGAAAAUGAUUCACACGAGGCCCCACCUUGCUUCUUCACAGGAACAACCUCAGAAAUGUUGCUUAUUUACAAAAAGUUUGAAGCUGAACCUAGAAGUGAGUGGUCAGAAUGAAAACAAUGACACAAAACAGCUUGAUGACGUUGUUGGGUCUGGUCAGCUAUUCAACCAUAGCUCUUCCCACGCUUGUAGCAAGAAUAUCCAUACAGGAGAGACAUUUUGCAAAGGUAAUCAGUGUAGAAAAGUCUGUGGCCAUAAACAGUCACUCACGCAACAUCAAAUUCAUACUCAGAAGAAACCAGAUGGAUGUUCUGAAUGUGGGAGGGACUUCACCCCAAAAUCACACCUCUUUGCCCAACAGAGAAUUCAUAGUGUAGGAAACCUCCAUGAAUGUGGCAGAUGUGGAAAAGCCUUCACGCCACAACUAAAACUCAGUGUAUAUCUGACAGAUCAUACAGGUGAUAUACCCUAUAUAUGCAAGGAAUGUGGGAAGGUCUUUAUUCAGAGAUCAGAAUUGGUUACACACCAGAAAACACACACUAGAAAGAAGCCCUAUGAAUGCCAUGACUGUGGAAAAGCCUUUUUCCAGAUGUUAUCUCUCUUCAGACAUCAGAGAACUCACAGUAGAGAAAAACUCUAUGAAUGCAGUGAAUGUGGCAAAGGCUUCUCCCAAAACUCAACCCUCAUUAUACAUCAGAAAAUUCAUACUGGUGAGAGACAGUAUGCAUGCAGCGAAUGUGGGAAAGCCUUUACCCAGAAGUCAACACUCAGCUUGCACCAGAGAAUCCACUCAGGGCAGAAGUCCUAUGUGUGUAUCGAAUGCGGGCAGGCCUUCAUCCAGAAGGCACACCUGAUUGUCCAUCAAAGAAGCCACACGGGAGAAAAACCUUAUCAGUGCCACAACUGUGGGAAAUCCUUCAUUUCCAAGUCACAGCUUGAUAUACAUCAUCGAAUUCAUACAGGGGAGAAACCUUAUGAAUGCAGUGACUGUGGAAAAACCUUCACCCAAAAGUCACACCUGAAUAUACACCAGAAAAUUCAUACUGGAGAAAGACACCAUGUAUGCGGUGAAUGUGGGAAAGCCUUCAACCAGAAGUCAAUACUCAGCAUGCAUCAGAGAAUCCACACCGGAGAGAAGCCUUACAAAUGCAGUGAAUGUGGGAAAGCCUUCACUUCGAAGUCUCAAUUCAAAGAGCAUCAGCGAAUUCACACGGGUGAGAAACCCUAUGUGUGCACUGAAUGUGGGAAGGCCUUCAACGGCAGGUCGAAUUUCCAUAAACAUCAGGUAACACACACUAGAGAGAGGCCUUUUGUCUGUUCCAAAUGUGGGAAGGCUUUUGUCCAGAAAUCAGAGUUGAUUACCCAUCAAAGAACUCACAUGGGAGAGAAACCUUAUGAAUGCCUCGACUGUGGGAAAUCGUUCAGUAAGAAACCACAACUCAAGGUGCAUCAGCGAAUUCACACGGGAGAAAGACCUUAUGUGUGUUCUGAAUGUGGAAAGGCCUUCAACAACAGGUCAAACUUCAAUAAACACCAAACAACUCAUACCAGAGACAAAUCUUACAAAUGCAGUUAUUCUGUGAAAGGCUUUACCAAGCAAUGAAAUCCUAGUGCAUCAGCAUAUUCAUAAAUGAAAUAUACUCCCUGAGUUUCUUGAAGAAGGGAAAAUCUCAGAAUCAGGUCUAAUUGUAUGUUAUUGAAUUCAUGCUUCAAUAAACUCUAGGGAUGCACUGCAUGAAGGGGGCCGGCCCCUCCACACCUGUGGGUAUUUCUCAUCAGAUGGGAUGAGAGACUGAGAAAAGAAAUAAGACACAGAGACAAAGUAUAGAGAAAGAAAAAUGGGCCCAGGGGACCGGCGCUCAGCAUACGGAGGACCCGCGCCGGCACUAGUCUCUGAGUUCCCUCAGUAUUUAUUGAUCACUACCUCUACCAUCUCAGAGAUGGGGACGUGGCAGAACUAUAGGGUAAUGGUGGGGAGAGGGUCAGCAGGAAAACAUGUGAGCAAAGAUCUCUGUGUGUUAUAAAUAAAUUUAAGGAAAGGUGCUAUGCCUUGAUGUGCACGUAGGCCAGAUUUAUAUUUGACUUGACACAAACAUCUCAGUGCACUGAAGAGCAGUAUUGCCGCCAGGAUGUCUCACCUCCAGCCAUAAGGCAGUUUUCUCCUAUCUCAGUAAAUAGAACGUAUGAUCAGGUUUUACACCGAGACAUUCCAUUCCCAGGGACAGAUGCCUUCCUCUUUUACUAAUUCUCCUCAGCACAGACCCUUUACGGGUGUCGUGCUGGGGGACGGGCAGGUCCUUCCCUUCCCACGAGGCCAUAUCUCAGGCUAUCACAUGGGGAGAAACCUUGGACAAUACCUGACUUUCCUGGGCAGAGGUCCCUGCUGCCUUCCACAGUGCAUUGUGUCCCUGGGUACUCAAGGUUAGAGAAUGGCGAUGAGUUUUACCAAGCAUACUGCAUUCAAACACACUUUUAACAAAGCUCAUCCUGCACAGCCCUAAAUCCAUUAAACCUUGAGUCAACACAGCACAUGUCUCUGCAAGCACAGGGUUGGGGCUAGGAUUACAGAUUAACAGCAUCUCCAGGCAGAAGAAUUUCUCUUAGUAUAGAACAAAAUGGAGUUUCUUAUGUCUACUUCUUUCUACAUAGACACAGUAACAGUCUGAUCUCUCUUUUCCCCACAUUGCAUGUGUGAACACAUGGCAAAGUCAUGCUUUAUUUUAUGUGAAGGCAAUUACUGAGAAAAGAGUAAGCAGAAAUGUCCUUCUCUUAGUACUGGCCUCAUUAAGGAUUAUAAAUUUUCACCCUGGGAAGAAACCCUGACUAAUGCAUUGAGAAAAGCCUUUCUGUAAAGAAUGGUACAAGACAGGUUGUUACCCGAUUAUUUAUAGUAAAGUUUGUGGGAAAUUAUAUCAAUGAUAACCCUGUUUGUUUUGGGAUAUAUUUCUAAAGUGCCAAUACAGUAAUGAUAGGACAAUAUUAUGUGUAUGUGUGUGUGCCUUAUGAAUAUAAGCAUAUAUAUUAUAUGCAGGUUGAAUAUCCCCCAAAGUGCCUGGGAUCAGAAGCAUUUUGGAUUUCAGAUACUUAACAGAUUUUGGAAUAUUUGCAUUAUAUUUAUUGGUUGAGCAUCCCUAAUCUGAAAAUCCAAGAUGAAAUGCUCCAAUUAGCAUUUCCUUUGAGCGUCAUGUUAGAGUUCAAAAAGUUUCCGAUUUUGGGUUUUCAGACUAGGGAUACCCAACCUGUAUGUACAUAUAUUUAGGUAUGUAUAUAUAUGCAUAUGCAGACAUAUGUAUAUGGUCUGGUAGGCAUAUGUGUAUGUAUGCGUAUGUAGGUAUGUAUGCCCUCAGUGCAGUGGGGUUUGCUGCAGAAUUCACUGCACAGCAGGAGGUGUAGGUAGAUUACAGUUAUUUUUUAAGAGAAUCUAAUGUAAUUGUUUUUAUAAAAAUUAUUCCCUGUUGAAUAUGUCAUGAGGUUGUAUCAACAAUUAUUAACUCCUUUAUUAUACAUACACAUGAAUGUACAUUUUUAGUAAAUGCAUAAAUGAGAUUCUAUAGUGUUUACUGAUCUUUAUAUUAUAGCUUUUCUGUUUUUAGGAUUAGCUCAGCUUGCCCCUCCCUUUCCAUCUCCACCAUCUAUAGUGAGCCUCUCCAUAAUCAGUGCCAACCAUUAGUCUGGUUCAAGUCUCUGCACAGAUAAUCAGUGCCAUCCAUUAGUCUCGUUCAUAUAUUUACACAGGCCCCUAAACAUACACACCAGGAGUCAACAAACUGUGGCUAUUGGCCAAAUAUGGCCUCCCAGCUGUUUUUUUAAAAUAAAGUUUUAUUAUAACACA